This is a messenger RNA of Mangifera indica (mango), 2009 nucleotides long. RefSeq names its product (-)-germacrene D synthase-like. The record is from RefSeq and is a predicted model, not a curated record. The transcript is spliced from 7 exons. NCBI's taxonomy places the organism in Eukaryota, Viridiplantae, Streptophyta, Magnoliopsida, Sapindales, Anacardiaceae. Gene Ontology annotation, biological process: diterpenoid biosynthetic process. Gene Ontology annotation, molecular function: terpene synthase activity; magnesium ion binding. The coding region runs from base 63 to 1742 and encodes 559 amino acids.
AUCUCUCGAAAAACAAAGCUAUAUUAAGCAUUCUACGCUAUUUUUCCUUGAAAUAAAAUAUAAUGUCUCUUCAAGUUCUAGCCGUUCCUUCUUCGGUCGAAAAUAAUGCCAAGCAAGAAACUAAACGUCGAUCGGCAGAUUAUCUUCCUAGCAUUUGGGGGCAUCAUUUUCUUUCAUAUGCUAGUGAUUCUGUGGAUACUGAUGAUAACCCAGAACUGCUGAAGCUGAAGGAGGAGAUUAUAAGCAUGCUAAGGGAUGACGCAAAUAAGCCUGAGCAAAAACUUGAGCUGGUUAAUGCAAUCCAACGCUUGGGGGUGUCUUAUCAUUUUGAAAGUGAGGUCAGGGAAAUCUUGGAAGAAGUCUAUAAGGCUUGCAAUGAAACUGACUUGGGGGAUGACACUGAUGAGUUAUACUCCAUCUCUCUUAGAUUUCGAUUGCUUAGACAACAUGGCUAUAAAAUCCCAUGCGAUGUGUUCAACAAGUUCAAGGACAAUAAUGGGAGUUUUAAGGCAUCUCUUACAGAAGAUGUUCGAGGAAUGUUAAGCUUUUACGAAGCCUCACAUCUCAGAAUUCAUGGAGAAACGAUACUGGAUGAAGCCCUUGCUUUCACUACGAAUCAGCUUGAGUGCUGGGUAGCAACUCAACCCAGCUCUCAUCUUGCAGGGCAAAUUAAGCAUGCCUUAACUCGACCUCUUCGCAAGACCUUACCUAGGCUGGAGGCAAGAUAUUACAUGAACAUCUAUCAUGAAGAAGCUUCCCACAAUGAAGUUAUAUUAACUUUUGCAAAGUUAGAUUUUAACAUAUUACAGAAGUUGCAUCAGAAGGAACUCGGUGUAAUUACUGAGUGGUGGAAGGAUUUAUACUUCGCGCAGAAGCUACCUUUUGCAAGAGACAGAAUUGUUGAGUGUUACUUCUGGAUAUUGGGAGUGUAUUUUGAGCCAGAAUAUUUAAAGGGUAGAAGACUUUUAACCAAAGUAAUCUCCAUUACUUCCAUUAUCGAUGACAUCUAUGAUGUGUAUGGUACCAUUGAUGAACUUGAGCUAUUGACCUCAGCCAUUGAGAGGUGGGAUAUGAGUGUCAUAGAUCAAUUGCCUGACUACAUGAAACUAUGUUAUAAGGCCCUCCUUGAUAUUUACAGUGAAAUUGAAUCAGAAAUGACAAAUCAAAAAAAAUUAUACCGUCUUGAUUUUGCAAAAGAGGCGAUGAAGAGUAUAGUUAGAAAUUAUCACACUGAAGCCAAAUGGUGUAAUGAGAAUUAUGUUCCAACACUGGAUGAAUACAUGAGUGUAGCAUUGGUUACCAGUGGGUACCAAUUGUUACCCACAACAUCUUUUGUAGAAAUGGGAGAUGUUGCAACCAAAGAAGCCUUUGAAUGGCUAUUCAGCUACCCUAAGGUUUUGAAGGCUGCCUUAAUAAUUUCCAGACUCCUGGAUGACAUAGUUGGACACAAGCAUGAGCAAAAGAGAGGACAUGUUGCCUCAGCAAUUGAAUGUCACAUGAAGGAACAUGGUGUUUCGGAAGAAGAGACGAUUAAAGUGUUUCGUGAGCAAAUUGCAAAUGGAUGGAAAGAUAUAAAUGAAGCUUUCCUUAAACCAACUGCAGCUCCAGUGCCUCUGCUUGAUCGUAUUCUUAAUUUGUCACGUGCAGCAGACUUUAUUUACAAAGAUGAUGACUGCUACACCAAUUCUUAUUUGACCAAAGACCAUGUUGCUUCAAUGCUCAGAGACCCCAUACAGCUCUGAAAGUUUAGUAGUAUGAAUUCGUCAAUUAUGUUGUGUGCCAAUCUGUUGUGUUUUACAAGCAAGCAGUGAUAAAAAUAGACAACCUAAGCGGUAGCUUGGGUGAUAAAAAAAUAAAAGUUUGAAUGAUAAAAAAUAAAACUUUAUAUGUAAAAAAAUAUUAUAAUAUAUUAAUAUCAAACUUUUUAUUUAUCUGAUAAUAGCGAGGGUGUCCUUUUGAGUAAUUUGAUUCACCAAUCUUUGGAUGAAUUCCUCCUGAGCACCUCAUUC